Pseudopodoces humilis (Tibetan ground-tit) is the source of this 2316-nucleotide messenger RNA. The record is from RefSeq and is a predicted model, not a curated record. Lineage: Eukaryota; Metazoa; Chordata; Aves; Passeriformes; Paridae.
GCUGACACUGCACACGGGGCGGGGCCUUCACCGGCUGCUGUGUGUCUUCCUCGGAACCAGGCUGUCCCGCUCGCCCGGAGCGUUUGCCAUGGACACUGGGCACGUAAGCAGAUCCCGCUUCAGUGUGGCCUCCAGCCCGCCGCGGUGGGAGAUCGGGCUCUACGCCGCCGGCGCCUUGGCGCUGCUGGGAAUCGCGGCCAUCAACCUGUGGAAGCUCUGGCGCUCCGGGAGCUACCCGGCCCCUUCCCCCUUCCCCAACUAUGACUACCGGUACCUGGAGCAGAAAUACGGAGCGGCGUGCCCGGACAUCAGGAACAAGCGAGGGCUGGCCCCGGGCUCGCAGCGGGCUCCAGGUCGGAGCUCUUCGUCCCGCAAGAGCAGCCUGAGGGCAGAGGACACCUUGGAGAGCAUCCAGGAGCUGGGCAGCCUGGAGCUGAUGGGCAGAGACCUGGGCCUGGCCCACUACGGCCCCCUGCGGAAAUCCAUCUCGGCCGACUCCCUCAAUUCCAUCUCGUCCAUCGGGAACAACUUCGGGCAGGAUUUCACGGUGGGGCAGGUGGAGGUGUCCAUGGAGUACGACGGGAGGGCGGCCGCCCUGCACGUGACGCUGCUGCAGGGCAAGGACCUGCUGGAGAAGGAGGAUGCGCGCUUCGAGUCCUGCUUCAUGCGCAUCAGCCUCCUCCCGGCCGAGCAGAUCGUCGGCAUCUCCCGGAUCCAGAGGAGCGCCUACUCCGUGGCCUUUGACGAGCGUUUCUCGGUGCCGCUGGAUCCGGCGGCGCUGGAGGAGAACAGCCUGCGCUUCUCCGUCUUCGGCAUCGACGAGGACGAGCGGAGCGUCAGCACCGGCGUGGCCGAGCUCAAGCUCUCCGACCUGGACCUGGCCACGCGCCCCUUCAACGCCUGGCUCUACCUGCAGGACACCAACAAGGCGGUGGACACGGUGGGGGAGAUCCUGCUCUCCCUGAGUUACCUGCCCACGGCCGAGCGGCUCACGGUGGUGGUGGUCAAAGCCAAGAACCUCGUGUGGAGCAAUGGGAAGGUGACCGCAGAUCCCUUCGUCAAGGUGUACCUGCUGCAGGACGGGAGGAAGAUCAGCAAGAAGAAGACAGCAGUGAAGAGGGGAGACACCAACCCCGUGUUCAACGAGGCCAUGAUCUUCUCCGUGCCGGCCAUCGUGCUCCAGGAGCUGUCCCUGCGCGUGACGGUGGCCGAGAGCGGCGAGGACGGGCGCGGUGACAACACGGGCCACGUGCUCAUCGGGCCCGCGGCCAGCGGCAUGGGCACCACGCACUGGAACCAGAUGCUGGCCACGCUCCGCAAGCCCGUCUCCAUGUGGCAUCCGCUCCGCAGGAAUUAGGCCGGAUCUGGGGACAGCGGGCCUGAAGUGGGGACUGGGUGGCACCGCACGAGGACGAGGUGCCGUCACUGAGGAGCCCAAAACACCGGGAGCACGGACAGAGCGGCUCCGUGGGCACGUUCCGGGUCACCCCCGCACGCGCUGGGCCAGACCUGCCGGAAAGGAGCCCGAAUGGAUCAGAAUCAGCAGGAACCUCCCCAAACCAUGGCUCCCGAGCGUUCCACGUGCUCCCAACGGCCUUGAAAUCCGUGGAAUCCUCAAAUGCAGACUCUGAGCGAGGGAGAGGGGAGGAUUCCUUUGGAAGGUGGUUUUCGGGUGGGAAUCGUCAGGGGGGUGAUAAAAGCCAGCCUGGCGUGGGUGGUGAUCCUGAGGGGAUCUUUUGUAGUGACUUUGGUGUGCUGUGCCAGGGUUGGAAUGUUUCCAGUGAGAAUGGAAAAAGGGAGCAAUAACAGCAGAAAAUCAAUUGUUACAUACGGCUUCUCCUCCCAUCUGUUUCCCCACACAGUAAAUCCCUGCCCAUCUCCACUGGCUGCACAGGCUGGGAUUGGUUUCCAACCUCUUGGGACUGAGGUCAGAUCCAUGCUGGGAAUCAUCCCCUAAAUGUCCAGUAGGAUCAGGGGCAGCUUUUCCCAACCAAGCCACUUUUCCAACCCAAACUUACCCUCAGAGUGCUCAGGACAGCACUGCAAAUUCCUGCUCCUUAACACAACUCUCACAACUGGCGAUUGCUUUUUCCAGCCUCUAAUCCUGGACUUGGGCUGUGACUUACCCUGCAACUCAUUUUAUCCAAGAUUUGGGCAUAGAGAGGAACAUCUUGGCCCUAUGACCCAAGGCAUGGUUUGGGCUCGAGGCCUCCCCUUCCCCAUCCCUAUUCCCAUUCCCAGGCACACCUGGAGCAGGGCUGAGCCCCCUCCUGAGCCCCUGGCCCAGGUGGGGAGGGAAUGGCUGCAGUGUGUGUA